This is a messenger RNA of Penicillium soppii, 813 nucleotides long. RefSeq lists its product as uncharacterized. NCBI's taxonomy places the organism in Eukaryota, Fungi, Ascomycota, Eurotiomycetes, Eurotiales, Aspergillaceae. The transcript has a single exon. The record is from RefSeq and is a predicted model, not a curated record. Bases 1 to 813 code for a protein of 270 amino acids.
AUGUCACCAUUGCUUCGAAUUGUCGCUUUCUUUACACUGAUUGGUGCAGCCUAUGGCUCGACCUUUCGCGUCUUUGACAACACAGCCUACACCAACACUUCCAUCGGUCAUGGCAGCACAAACAUCAACUGGAUUCCUGCCUAUGUGUGCAAUCCUCUGACCGCAGGGGGUGUUCUUCCAUCAGCCGAUAAAUGGAAAAAUAUUGUUCUCGAGUGGAACAUAUAUCCAAGCUAUCCGCUUGUGCUCGAUUGCGAAAAUCUAUACUUCACUUCCACCUCUACGGCAGAUCUCUACCUUGAAAUUAUGUCUACAUUGCAGACGUGGGCGGCUGAAGUCAUCCCUGCAGACCAGAUCAUUGGCUGGUACGGACUGUCCGGCAAUACCAUUUCGUCACUAUACCCACAUUACCGCAACCUCAUUGCCAACCACAGCAAUCAUGCUUUCUUCCCCUCGGCCUAUACGUUCAGUGACAGCUUGUCAACGUGGGAGAACUCGCUCAACUCGGUGGUUGCCAAAAUUCAGACAAUCGAUAGCUCUUUGCCGGUUUGGCCAUACACUUGGCCCCAAUACCAUGGCAAUUACUCUUUCAUCCCAGCAGAUCUGUGGGAGAGUGAGUUGGAGGCUCUUGCAAGUAAUGAGCAUGUUGAUGGAUUUGUUAUCUGGGGCGGAAAAAACCACGCAGUUUGCAAUGAUGCGUGCCAGAUAGUUGCAGGAAAGGAACCUUGGCUUAAUAUUACGCGAAUUUAUCUGGACAACCUCUAUGGGAUCUAUGGGAGUGAGGUCAAGGAAACUGGAGCGCAGCUCUUCAAUUGA